UGUAACGCGGCAAUCUAUACGGACGACUCUGCUGAUGUGCUUUUGAAGGAAACCGGCGACCACAACCAUGAGCCAUGCCAUAAUCUUCACAGAGAGUUCAUAUCAAAUGCCGUUAAAAGGAAAGCUAGUGAAGUGUUAUUUGAACCUCCCAUGAAAGUGAUCAGAAGAGAAAUAUCUGCGGCACCCGAGGCUUUGAUGAAGAAGAUCGAGAGAAGCCUUCUUCCACCUCUUCCAAAGAACAUCGAUGACGUCCACGCUUCACUUAAUAGUAUGGAGAUCAAGACUACCCAGGGUGAGAACUUGUUACUAAUAAAUGACUGUACUGAGCAUAUUAUUGCAUUUGCUACGAACAGAAACGUAGAAUACUUAAAAACGGUUGACCACAUUUUUAUGGACGGAACAUUUAGCUAUGCACCUAAACAUUUUUACCAAAUGUUUACCAUCCACAGUGUUGAAAAUGGCAACUAUGUACCCUUGAUAUUUUGUCUACUUCCGGACAAAAAAGAGCUUACCUACAAAGCACUUUUCAAACUGUUGUGUGAAAAAUUUCAAGAACAGGGCUUUCUAUUUACUCCUAAGCAAAUCACCGUCGACUUCGAAGUGGCAAUACACACAGCUAUUAAAUUAACUUGGCCAACAGCUGUGCUCAUAGGGUGUAGGUUUCACCUAACGCAAGCCUGGUGGAGGAAAAUUCAACAACUUGGACUCAGCAAAGAAUACAGGAGUGAACCUCAAACGGAAAGUGGAAAAUGGCUGCAUUGGGUUUUUGGUCUAUCCAUGUUGGAUGCGACUGAAGUGGAGGCAGGAUUUGUUGAAGACCUCAUGUCGAUACAACCUCGGUUAGUUGAAGCUUUCUCGGACUAUCUCGUAGAAAAUUACAUCGACAGCGAGUCUACCUUCCCUCCAAGUAUCUGGGCAUCUUCGUCGGUGACAUCGGAGAGAACGACGAAUGCAUGUGAAUCGUUCCAUGCCAAGUUUUCACGAAACUUUACACACCCUCACCCGAACAUCUUCAUUUUUGUGGAGGCUAUCAAAGAGGUUCAAAUCGAUACCAGCAUAGGUAUAAGGAGCUCCAAAACGCCCAGAAAAAUUACGAACUACCAAUACAAGAAGCGUCUUCAAUACAUGGAGUCUCUGUGUCAAAGGUACAGAACUGGCGCAAUAUCAAGGUUACAUUUCAUUCAAUGUGCCUCCUACCAGUACAAGAACAACUAG
Macrosteles quadrilineatus (aster leafhopper) is the source of this 1215-nucleotide messenger RNA. RefSeq lists its product as uncharacterized. The transcript is spliced from 2 exons. Lineage: Eukaryota; Metazoa; Arthropoda; Insecta; Hemiptera; Cicadellidae. Bases 151 to 1215 code for a protein of 354 amino acids. The record is from RefSeq and is a predicted model, not a curated record.